AAUCAGGUGCUGUUUUCACAUUCGGAAAAAGCAAAUUUGCAGAAGAUAUUCCUAGCAAGUUCUGGUUCAAAAAUGACAAGCCUGUACUUAUAUCAUGUGGAGAUGAACAUACUGCUAUUGUUACAGGGAAUGGUAAACUAUACAUGUUUGGCAGUAACAAUUGGGGACAAUUAGGACUAGGAUCAAAGAACACUGUCAGCAAACCAACAUGUGUUAAAGCUUUAAAACCAGAAAAAACAAAACUUGCUGUUUGUGGAAGAAACCACACUUUAGUUUACACAGAAAAAGGAAAUGUGUAUGCUGCUGGAGGUAACAGUGAAGGUCAGUUGGGAUUAGGUGACACAGAGGAAAGGACCACAUUUCAUUUAAUCAGUUUUUUUACCAACCAGCACAAGAUCAAACAGCUAGCAGCUGGAUCAUACACCUCAGCAGCAGUAACUGAGGAUGGGCAGCUUUUUGUGUGGGGUGACAAUUCAGAAGGUCAGAUUGGCUUGGCUGAUGAAGCCUGUGUCAGUGUCCCAUGUCAAGUGGAUGUUGGAAAACCUGUUUCCUCUGUAUCCUGUGGAUAUUAUCACUCUGCCUUGAUAACAG
Molecule: messenger RNA, 591 nt
Organism: Nestor notabilis (Kea)
Lineage: Eukaryota; Metazoa; Chordata; Aves; Psittaciformes; Psittacidae
Product: X-linked retinitis pigmentosa GTPase regulator-like
Exons: 5
Source: RefSeq, a predicted model, not a curated record